GGCAGCACUGAUGCGCACUGAUAGGUGGCACUGACUGGCACUGAUGGGCAUCACUGAUGGGCACUGAAAGGCAGCACUCAUAUAUGGCACUGAUAGGCGGCACUAAUAGGCAGCUCUGAAAGGCACUGAUAGGUGGCACUGAUAGGUGUCACUGACUGGCACUGAAAGGCAGCUCUGAUAUGUGGCAUUGAUGUGCACUGAUGGGCAUUGGUAUAUGGCAUUGACAGGUGGCACCGAUAGGUCUACAUUGAUCAUCAGGGUACUGAUCAUCAGUGCCCUGAUGCUCAGUGUAGAUGUCGCCUCUGAGGAAUGCCACUUACUG
Molecule: messenger RNA, 322 nt
Organism: Staurois parvus
Lineage: Eukaryota; Metazoa; Chordata; Amphibia; Anura; Ranidae
Source: the annotation of a GenBank genome assembly